AUGGCAAUAGUAAACAAAUAUAUAAGUGAUGUUAGAGAAUCUGAACAUGAACCACCUUACAUGGACAUGAGAGAAAAUAGAUAUAAUAUGAAUGAUGACUAUUACUCGACUAGACUUGAAACAGUUGAAAAAAUACAUUACAUGGAGAAGGAAGUUGAGCAUCAUUUGACUAUUUGUGAGAGUUUCGAGAGAAUGGAAACACCUGAAGAAGUGGAGAUGAGAAGAAAGGAGUUCUUAGAAAAAUAGGCAGCUUAAUAAAAAAAUAAAAAGGGUAAUAAAAAACAAGCAGAAGAAGUGUUCGAUGAAAAUCCUAAGAUGACCUCUGAUGUCAGAUUAAGUGAUCUCAUUUGUAGUGAUGAAUUACCACCCAAUUCUCGUUGGAUUGCUUCAUAAUUAUAGCAGAUUAAGGACAGAGAUAUUAAGGAUUGCUUUACUCAAAAGUCACUCUCCAGCAAGAUCUAUCCAUAAAAGGAUGGGGCACCAAUUUAUAAUCCUAAUGGCAAAUAUAUAGUCAAAUUGUAUUUCAUGGGAAAAGAGAGAAAAAUAUAGGUUUCUGAUCACAUGCCCACAACUUAUGAUGGCAAAGCAUUAUUACCCUAAAGUGUUGAUAAGAAUUAAUUAUGGCCAAUGAUUAUCAGUAAGGCAGUGUUAUAACUAUGGGAUUAUCAAAGCAAGGGCAGUUUGGUUGGAGAUGGAUUUGUCAUGUAUUCAUUGAUGGGUUUAUUGACUGAGACUAUUGAUCUGAAGACCAUCAACAGUUGGGGUAUCAUAGACAAUAUGAUGAAUAAUAAUCAUUAUAUCUAGAAGGAUGUGUUUGUAUCAACUUAUAGUUAUAAAAAUCAAUCAAUUUAAAAUACAAAUAAUCGAUCUAAGAAGGAAUAUUAAUUGGAAUUAUUGAGAAAUCCCUAAAAGGAGUUUGAUAAUUAUGAAGUAGCCAGAAAUAAAAAUGGUUCGCCUUCUUAACAUCAACAAAUGCAAUAAGAAGAAUAGGAUGAAUAAUAGGAAGAAAUGUAGCAAGAGGAAAAUGAGCAAAAGGUUCAAAGGUUCAGAAAAACUCAAAGGGGAUUCUCUUUCGAAAGUUUGAGUCGAUCAUAUUCCACACCUAAACCUCCUAAAGUACCAGGAGAUACAAAUAUGAAUACAUGUUUUUCAUAUUCAAUUGUAGAGCAAUUUUAGAAUGAGAAUGGAUUUAAUAUGGUUUAUGCAUAAAAGAGGAGUGAUAGAGAAUUGAGAUUGAGAUAAGAAUAUUUUGAUCUCUGCAAAACUCCUAUGAACAAGAUGACGAAGGAAGAGAAACUGGAUUUGAGAAGAAGAAAGAAAGAAAUUAAAGAAAAGUUACAAGAUGAUGAUAAAAAAAGGAUCUCAUUAAUUAGUCAAUAACCUGUUAAACAUAGAUAUUUAAGAUUAAAGAGUGAUGUCUCAGGUAAAGAUCCAGUGAUUGUUUUCAGUCCUCUUGCUGCUGAUGAAAUAUAUAUUGCUAAAAAGUGUAUUGCUAAUAAGCUGAACAAACCUCCUAAUUAUGAUAUCCCUGAAAUCAAGGGAGAUGAUAAAUCCGUGGUUUCAGCUAAUAUGAAAAAUACUGAUGAUAGCUUCACAGUGAAACCUUUAGAGGAUUUCUCUUCAGUUUCUAAUGCUUAGGAACCGUUUAACAGAGGAGAAGGUGGAUUCUGGGUGCAUGAAAAAGAAUUCCUAAGUCUUUUUGAUUACAUUCAAAUAGCUUAUGAUCCAAAGAGAUAUAAUAUGUAAGUUUUGCAAAUUCAAAGCAAUCCAGACAAUGAUAUUGCUGGUUAUGACAACAUUGAAAUGGUAAUUGUUCAAAGAGAUCCAGAUUCUGAUGAUAAUGCCUAGGUUGCUUUUCUUGUUGGAUUUCAACCCAAAUAUUCUCAGAAUAAAGAUUUUAAUGAAUAAAUAAGGCCAUAUUCUAUGUUAUAACGAUUUGAUUUGGAGACAUAUGAGUCGAUAUUGGAUUACAAAUUGUUGAAUUAAUGUGUUAGCUCAUAGAUGUUAUUAUUAGAUAAUAAAAAUCACAUAUUCAAAAUGAAUAUAUACUCACCACUCAAUUUCACUAUGUGGUUGACAUCCAAUAAUAAAAUCAGCACUUAAAGUGUGUUUGAUUAUUUGAUUGACUAUGAAAAUUAUCAAAAAUAAUCCUUUCAAAUUGACUAUCCAGCAUGCGAAGCCAAUAAAUACUAUGUGUACUUUAGAUUCAAAGUGUUUUUGAAUUCUAACAAGGAGAAUGGGUCAUUUGUUUAUAGAUUGAAGAGCACAACAGAUAACCAAUUAUUAAAAUUUCUCAAAAUUAAAUUAUGUGAAAUUCCUCCACCUGAUAAUAACCUAAUGCUUACUACUAUAGAAGGGGUUCAUAAGAAUCUAUUUGAAAGUGAAUCCAUCAUUAAUGGUACUUAAAGAAUGAUGCUCCGAAGUUAAACUACUUAUUACUUUAUACUAGAAGGGACUCCUUAAUACAACACUUAAGAAGGCACCUUUGAACUGGAUUUCUUAGUCAAUCAAGAAUUCACCUUCACAUAACUAGAAAAUGUAGAACCCACUCGUUAUUAUGACAAAUAUGUUCCAACCAAAUAUGGUACUAUAUUUAGGGAGAGGAUCUUUGCAAAUGAAGCCCAAGUUAGCAUCUAUGUUAGAUUAACAGAAGGACAACAAGCUUAAUAGUAAUAACAAGUGGCUAAAGGUAAAUAAACAAAAGGAGGAGCUUAAGAAUUAGAAAUAGUUGAAUCUGAAAUGAGAGGAGAAAGACUCAUUCGUUUAGAAUUAUAUCAUGGGGAUGAUUUGAUUGUAUAUAACUACGGAAUCAAUUCUGUCACUCUUUCAAAUAUUACUUUGCCUAAGGAUGAAAAUUAUGUAAUAUAAGCAUCUUUUGACCUUAGAGAAUGGCCGGAAGCUAAAAUUAAAUCUGAAGAAACAGAUAAUUUGUAUUGGUUCACAACUAUAUUUGCAUCAGACACUGUUGCACUUGUUAGAGAUACAACAAAGGAAGACAAAGAAAAAGCAAUUAAAAAAUCUUGGGAAGAUAAAGAGCCAGGAAGGGCAGCAAAUGCUAAGAAAUCGAGAACAAAAUAUUUAAUAACAUUAAAGGAAGAACUAACCCCUGAGGAAUAGGCUAUUGUAAAUGCACCCAGAAUGACAAAAAAGUAAAGGGAAGAGGAGGCCAAGUAAGCAGCCCAAAAAAAGGGACCUAAAAAGGAUGAUAAAAAAGUGGGUAAAUAAUCAAAAGUUGAGGCACCAGUUGAAACUGCUCCUUAAUAAAGAUAAAUACCAAAAUCUGAAAAUCACGUUAAUGAAGCCAUUACAUAAUUCUUAUAGCAUUUAGAAUAAGAUAGAAUUAUGGAUCAUUAUGCUAGACAUGCUGGAUUGAUUAAUGUAAGAAGCGAUGUGUAGAAAAGAGAAAUAGUGGAAGGAAUUUUGAUGGGAAAGGAAGAGAUUGCCGGAAUCAUCCAAAGAAAUCUUAAAAUGAGAGAAGAAAUUAAGCUUCUUUAAAACAAUUAUAGGGAUAAUAAAGAAAUCUUAAUUAAUGAAUUCUAAUCUUACAGGUCAUCAUACAAAUAAGAACUUGCAGAGAUAUAUUAAUAACGAGAUUCUAUCAAAUAGGAUUUGACUUAAUUAAUGAAGAAAGAACAAUAAUUGUUUGAUUUAUGCAAACAAGAAAAAAUUGGAAAUCCAGAGGAUGUAGAGAAAUUAAUAGCUGAUCCUUCUUAAUUAGAUCCUGUUUUGGUAGGUGCUGCCAAAUAGGUCAUAAAUAAUUGGAAGAUAGCAAUAAUUCAAGAAAAAAUAAACACGGCUCUGUAAAACUUUGAUGUUGAUACAUUGCAGAAGUGUGUUGAUUAGAUUUAACAAUUAAAUAUUGAAGGUUUAGACACAAGUGCUGCAGAGGAUAUGUUGGAUGAAGCAUCAGGCAAUCCGAAUUUUUAGGCAGAAAAAUUGGCCGAACUUAAAAAGCAAGGGAAAAAACCAAAUAAAAAAUGA
Messenger RNA from Paramecium tetraurelia, 3981 nucleotides. RefSeq lists its product as uncharacterized. The transcript is spliced from 3 exons. NCBI's taxonomy places the organism in Eukaryota, Ciliophora, Oligohymenophorea, Peniculida, Parameciidae. The record is from RefSeq and is a predicted model, not a curated record. Gene Ontology annotation, biological process: proteolysis. Gene Ontology annotation, molecular function: calcium-dependent cysteine-type endopeptidase activity.